GGAAGCCUGGGGUUUAGUCCCGCCUCCACUCCCACCACUUGGAUCCGCGGCUUCCGAUCUGUAGUUAUGACUGGGCGCGGGACUCCGAGUCGUUUCUUAACCAGUGUCCUCCAUAACGGACUGGGUCGCUACGUGCAGCAGCUGCAGCGUCUCAGCUUCACCCUCAGCCGCGACGGGGCCUCGUCCCGCGGAGCCAGGGAGUUCGUGGAACAGGAGGUGACCGAUUUUGCCCGACAGAACCCUGGAGUCGUUAUAUAUGUGAACACGCGGCCCUGCUGCGUGCCCCGAAUAGUGGCAGAAUACCUUAACGGAGCUGUGCGCGAGGAGAGCAUCCACUGCAAGUCGGUGGAGGAGAUCGUGACGCUAGUGCAGAAGCUGGCCAGUCAGUCUGGCUUGGAGGUGAUCCGCAUCCGCAAGCCCUUCCACACGGAUAACCCUAGCAUCCAGGGCCAGUGGCACCCCUUCACCAACAAAUCGACCACGUUUGGCGGGCUGCGCCCCCGAGAGGUCCUGGAUCCGGCCUCAACACAGGUGCAAGGACAGUGAAGAGUUGCCCCACCACCUACAGUACCUUUACUUCAGUAGAGCUGAUUCUUCUCUUUGGGAUUCCAACCCCAGGCAGACAAAUGGAACCCACCAAAACGAGAA
Molecule: messenger RNA, 648 nt
Organism: Otolemur garnettii (small-eared galago)
Lineage: Eukaryota; Metazoa; Chordata; Mammalia; Primates; Galagidae
Gene: MRPL43
Product: mitochondrial ribosomal protein L43
Exons: 3
Coding region: 67-546 (159 amino acids)
Biological process (GO): mitochondrial translation
Cellular component (GO): mitochondrial large ribosomal subunit
Molecular function (GO): structural constituent of ribosome
Source: RefSeq, a predicted model, not a curated record